This is a messenger RNA of Poecilia reticulata (guppy), 5107 nucleotides long. Its product is annotated as diacylglycerol kinase delta. Gene Ontology annotation, biological process: phospholipase C-activating G protein-coupled receptor signaling pathway. Lineage: Eukaryota; Metazoa; Chordata; Actinopteri; Cyprinodontiformes; Poeciliidae. Gene Ontology annotation, molecular function: ATP-dependent diacylglycerol kinase activity. The record is from RefSeq and is a predicted model, not a curated record. Gene Ontology annotation, cellular component: plasma membrane.
CAUGAUAAAGGUGUGUGUCUUGUUUGCAUGCUCCGCCUCGCCUUGAGGGAGGGGGAGCAAAGGUAAGAGGCUCAUUCACACACUGUGAAGACUCGUCUGUUCCAGCACACCUGAGGGGGCGCGGCCUCCUCGCAAAGGAAGUCUGAGUACGAGGAAGUGGGGAAUGCAUUGUCUGAAGGACUUCGAGUGUGAAAGAAGGCACAACACAGGCGAGGGUGUUUCUGUGUGUCAACAGUUCAGAGAGAGAGAGGAAAUUACGUUUAGGGACGACAACAGCAGGACUCGUUGAAAAAGAAUGGGGAAGAGAAGAGGAGGGAUUUUCUAGAAAACGAGAUCAAACCUUCCGAUCUCAGCCUGACAACAAACUGUUAUCAAGUUUUUAGUGUAGGAGAGCUCCUCAGUAUGCGCAGAUGCUAGGAUUCAGCCGGUUGAGUGGGUGCUGUGCAACCCUCCUGCUGCGCAGACGGCCCGGGGAUGACGUCAGGCUGAGACGGGACUACUGCAGUCUGGACUCCAGGGUCUGCGAGGAACCCCAGGAAAGUGUGCUGGAGGACGAGAAAAGUGUGAAGGAGGGAAUCCUGUUAAAGCAGACCAGCUCCUUCCAAAGAUGGAAGAGGAGGUACUUUAAACUCAGAGGGAGGACGCUCUACUACGCCAAAGACUGCAAGUCCCUGAUUUUUGAUGAAGUGGACCUAUCGGACGCCAGCGUGGCCGAGACCAGCACCAAGAACAUCAACAACAGCUUCACGGUGAUCACCCCGUUUCGUAAACUGAUGCUUUGUGCUGAAAGCAGGAAGGAAAUGGAGGAUUGGAUCACGGCUCUUAAAUCCGUUCAGAAAUGGGAAACCUAUGAGGCCAGCCAGUUCAACAUGGAGCAUUUCUCUGGGAUGCACAACUGGUACGCCUGCUCACAUGCCAGACCCACCUUCUGCAACGUCUGCAAGGAAGCCCUGCCGGGCGUCACCUCCCACGGCCUGUCCUGUGAAGUUUGCAAGUUCAAGGCUCACAAGCGCUGUGCCGUUCGCUCCACCAACAACUGCAAGUGGACCACGCUGGCUUCCAUAGGAAAUGAGAUCAUUGAGGAUGAGGAUGGGGUGUCCAUGCCGCACCAGUGGCUGGAAGGCAACCUGCCCGUCAGCGCCAAAUGCGUGGUGUGUGACAGGAACUGCGGCAGCGUGCGGCGGCUGCAGGACUGGCGCUGCCUCUGGUGCAAGGCCAUCGUGCAUAACAGCUGUAAAGAACAAAUGGGGAAGGUGUGUCCCCUGGGCCAAUGUCGAGUCUCAAUCAUCCCACCCACUGCACUUAACAGCAUCGACUCAGAUGGUUUCUGGAAGGCCACCUCUGGAUCUUGUGCCAGCCCCCUCCUGGUCCUGGUGAACUCCAAGAGCGGCGACAACCAGGGGGUGAAGUUCCUCCGCAAGUUCAAGCAGCUUCUGAACCCAGCUCAAGUCUUUGACCUGAUGAACGGAGGCCCAGAGCUCGGGCUGCGGCUCUUCCAGAAGUUCGUGACGUUUCGCAUCCUGGUGUGCGGCGGAGACGGCAGUGUGGGCUGGGUGCUGUCGGAGCUCGACAAGCUCAACCUGCACAAACAGUGCCAGCUCGGAGUCCUUCCCCUGGGGACGGGCAACGACCUGGCCCGCGUUCUUGGCUGGGGCGGCCUGUGCGACGACGACGCCCAGCUGCUGCAGAUCCUGGAGAAGCUGGAGAGAGCCACCACCAAGAUGCUGGACCGAUGGAGCGUAAUGACAUACGAGGUGCCCCCCACCAAUAAACAAACGCCCACCGUGAAGGAAGACGACAGCCAUGAGGCUCCGCUGCAGGUCCACAUCACUCAGUAUGCAGACUCCGUCGCCUGCCACCUGGCCAAGAUCCUGGACUCUGACAAGCACAGCGAUGUCAUCUCCUCCGCCAAGUUCCUGUGUGGGACGGUGAACGAUUUUGUGGCAGAGGUGGGGAAGGCAUACGAGAGAGCCACAGAGAACAAGGAGGAGGCAGAUGCCAUGGCAAAGAAGUGCGCGCUGCUGAACGAGAAACUGGAUUCGCUGGUGAAGGCCUUAAGCGAGGAAGCAGAAGCUCAGGUGGUGCCGGCAGGUUCAGCACCAAGCCAGGAGAGUGGCGGCUCAAGCCCUGGUGAAAGUGGCGGCGAGUCAGGCUCUGAGGGCAAAACGUAUCGGUCCAAAGAGCAGCUGAUGCUGCGAGCCAACAGCCUGAAGAAAGCCCUGAGGCAGAUCAUCGAACAGGCUGAGAAAGUGGUUGAUGAGCAGAACAGACACACGCAGGUCCAGAGGAUGCCGUCUUCAUCCUCCAUCACCAGGGAGAACAGUGAGGAGCUGAAGGAUGCCGACACACGAGGUUUGAGUCCCACUUCGCCCAUCGUCCUGGAGAAAACAGAAAGUCUGAACGCAGUCACCUUCAACGAGGACACAGUUCAGUGCACAGAGAAGUGUGUGAUGAAUAACUACUUUGGCAUCGGACUGGACGCCAAAAUCUCUCUUGAGUUCAACAACAAGAGGGACGAGCAUCCCAAAAAAUGCAGUAGUCGCACCAAAAACAUGAUGUGGUACGGAGUCCUCGGGACCAAAGAGCUGGUCCAGAAGACUUACAAGAACCUGGAGCAGAGAGUCCAGUUGGAGUGUGACGGCGUUGCCAUGUCGCUGCCGAGCCUGCAGGGCCUGGCGGUUCUCAACAUUCCCAGCUAUGCAGGAGGAAUCAACUUCUGGGGCGGAACCAAAGAGGACAACAACUUUGGAGCGCCGUCGUUCGACGAUAAGAAGCUGGAGGUGGUUGCAGUGUUUGGCAGCAUGCAGAUGGCCAUGUCCAGAGUCAUCAACCUGCAGCACCACCGCAUCGCUCAGUGUCGGCAGGUGAAGAUCACCAUCCUGGGGGACGAGGGCGUCCCGGUGCAGGUGGACGGGGAAGCCUGGAUCCAGCCGCCCGGCAUCGUCAAGAUUGUGCACAAGAACCGUGCUCAGAUGCUCACCAGAGACAGGGCGUUUGAGAGCACGCUCAAGUCGUGGGAGGACAAGAGGAAGAUCGACAGCUACCGCGCUGCCAGGCCGCGCCUCAACUCCCAGCAGUCCAUGGAGUACCUCACCGAGGAGGAGUGCGCCCAGGUGCAGCAGCUGGGCAUCGUGGCCGACAUGCUCAUCAAUAAGAUCCGCGAGGCGGCUAAGACCCACAAGCUGGUGGAGCAGGAGCUGGCUCACGCCGUGAACGCCACCGCCCUGGUGCUCACCGAGGCCAAGGUGUCCAGCAACGAGUGUCUGAGCCGCAGCACGGCAGUGGAGAUCGUCAACAGCAGUAAAGUCCUCCAGGCCGAGACCAGCAUGCUGCUGGACGGGAAGCUCCUGUCGGAUUUUCCCGAGGAGGAAGAGCUGCGAUUGACCCUGAACAAUCUGAGCGCCGAGCUGCUGAAGCUGGAUGACAUCCACUGGAUCUGUCCGCUCAUGCAGUGCUCCGAGGAGGACUCUGUGCGGAGCAGCAGUAAAGGCACCAGCAGCAUGAAGCUGAAGAUUAUCCCCAAAACAAAGAAGGAGAAGGAGAAGCUCCACAAGCAGAAGUCCAACAGUUCUCUCUCAGGAACGUGGGAUCUUAAAAGUGGAGCAGCCGAGGCAGAUUCCUCAGUCAACUGAACACCUGCGCCUCGCUUUAAUACCCCCCUCCGACAGGAGAGGGCACGACCCCCUCUCGCCCGCUUCCUGUCCAGUCAUGAGGCCCCCCGGCUUCCCAGAGGUAUCGCAACCUGAAGUAAUACCUUCUUCCCUACUUUUAAGCGUUUUGCUCUGUUUUACUUCUUCGUCAUCUGGUUUUUUGCAAACCAGCAGGUAUUUUUUUCCCCCCUCCAAUUUCAUCUUUUUUUAAAAAGUGGGGCCUGUUUCUGCGUGGCGUUGCUUUAAUGCCGCCAUUUUGUUUUUAUUUCUGAGUGCAAGUCAAAGAGAGAAACCAUGCAGGUAGUGGCAAAACAAGGAAAUGCGUUUACGUGGUGCUGACCUCGCAUGUCAGGUUUUAUCAUAAGUUGUUACAAUCUAGAUUUUUUAUUUUUUAUUUUUCUUUAUAUGUCGAACUUCUGACUAGCCUUUGGACUGCAUAUUUAUUUCUUGUUGCUACUGCCAUGAGAACUCCCAACGGCAACAAAAUCAAGAAAAAUGAACAAACUGAGAUGUCUCAGCUUUAUCGUCUGCUGAACUGGAAAAUAUCUUCAAUGUUGCAAAAAAACAAAAACAAAACAAAAAUAUCCUAAGGAAUGUACUUGUGUGGACUUUUAAUAACCUGUGAAUUAAGAUGCUGUCCCGUUUGGCUCCGCGGCGGUUCUGUCGUCCUUUUAAAGUGGUUCUUCAGUGAACUCGUGCGAUUCCGCUGCAAAAACAAAAACGAGAAAAGCGUGAAUCAUUUUGUCGAGAACUCGGCGGGGUUUAGAAGUACGUCGUUGGGUUUUAUUAUGUGACUUACGUGGGAGGAAACUCUCCCCCUGCUGUGCGUGUUUUACACUUGAAUUCAGAGCCGUUGUGAGGAGCAGCACCGGACGAAACGACUCGGCGAGGCCGAUCCUUUUCUGCCAUUGUCUGGCGACGGCGUUUACAGGAGGAGGAAGCAUCAAGGACACUUUGAUACGACUCAGCAGCUUCUCAGUGUGUCGCUCUUACUUUGUCAUACUACAUGAUUGUAUACUAAAUAUAGGAAUAAGAACUAUUAUGUAUUAGAUUUUUUUUGCCUUGUCUGUGGUUAAAAGCUAUUAUUAUUAUGACAAAUAUAUAUCUAUUUUUUGUAUACCUUAUUUUCCUAAAUGGUAAUCUGUGAAGCUGUCCUGGCUUUGCUGCUUCCCCCUUUGAGAAGUUCAAUCACACAUCCUGUGUCCCUGCAUGCACGCCAAGCCUUUCUUCGCCUCACAGUGGAAAUCGCCUCACAGUUUAGCUUGCUUGUUGAGACCUGCGUUAUGUUUGUGAACGCCAUACUAGUUUUUGAGAACAUACAGAAGGACCAUUGUUGAACAAUUUUUUAUUCUAAGUAAAUAUUUUUUGAGCUUCUGUUGACCAUAGACUUCCUGAUUACCAUUUAUAAGUGACAUUUUUAUGUGAGAUUUUUUUUUUUUUUUUGGACACUUUAGAAA